Messenger RNA from Notothenia coriiceps (black rockcod), 2504 nucleotides. RefSeq names its product fatty acid amide hydrolase 2b (gene faah2b). The transcript is spliced from 11 exons. The record is from RefSeq and is a predicted model, not a curated record. NCBI's taxonomy places the organism in Eukaryota, Metazoa, Chordata, Actinopteri, Perciformes, Nototheniidae. Bases 119 to 1705 code for a protein of 528 amino acids. Gene Ontology annotation, cellular component: endomembrane system.
UUUAUAUUUAUCGUCCAGCGGCGGUGUGACAGGAGGAGAUCCGAGCUGAGUGUCACAGAGCCGGCGUGACCUCGGCCGAACAACCGCUGACUCUCCGUCCUCCCCCCGCGGUGCAAACAUGGCACUGAGCCGGCUGGAAAAGGCCCAGGUGUGGCUUUUCAAGGCGGUCAUGGGGCUGCUCUUCAUGCUGUUCCGACUCCUGUCGCCCCGGAGCACCUCCAUGCCCGGGAAGAAGCUGCCGCCCGUCAGCGACUCUCUGCUGCUCGCCUCCGCCACGCAGCUCGCCAAGAAGAUCCGGAGGAAAGAGGUGUCCAGUGUGGAGGUGGUGCGGGCUUACAUCGACAGGAUCCAGGAAGUCAACCCUUUUGUGAACGCUGUAAUAAAAGACAGGUUUGAUGCUGCCCUCCUGGAGGCGAGCCAGGUGGACAAGCUGAUCGAGGAGGAGACCGGGGGAGAGGAGGUGCUGGAGGACCGGCUGCCUCUACUGGGAGUCCCCCUCUCUGUCAAGGAGUCCUUCGCCCUGCAGGGCAUGCCCUUUACCACCGGUCUGGUCUCCAGGAGAGGAGUGGUGGCCACUGUGGACGCUCCUCCUGUGGCCCUGCUGAAGAGAGCGGGGGCCAUCCCAUUGGGCGUCACCAACACCCCCGAGCUGUGCAUGUGGUCCGAGACCCACAACCAUCUGAGCGGCAUCACCAACAACCCGUACGACCUGGAGAGGAUAGUGGGAGGAAGCUCAGGUGGGGAGGGCAGUAUUCUGGCAGCAGCAGGUGCCGUCAUCGGCGUGGGAUCAGACAUCGGCGGCAGCAUCCGUAUGCCGUGUUUCUUCAAUGGGAUAUUUGGCCAUAAAACCACUCCUGGUGUCGUGUCCCCGGACAACCAGUACCCCCCCCCCACUGGCAGACAUGCAGAGUACGUCAGCAGCGGACCCAUGUGCCGCUACGCUGAAGACCUGCUGCCCAUGCUCAAGAUCAUGGCGGGACCCAACGCUCACAUGUUGUCCUUAAACACGAAGGUGGAGCUAAAGAAGCUUCGGUUCUUCACCAUCCCUCAUGAUGGCGGCUCUCUGAUGACAUUCCCCAUCAGCAAAGACCUCCUGGAGAUUCAGAGGAAGGUGGUGCAGCGUCUGGAGGCCGACCUCGGAGUGGAGGUGCAGGAAGUGAAUUUCCCUGAGCUCCGCUACAGCUUCCAGAUCUGGAACACACACAUGGGUCUUCCUGACGAGAAGGGCAAGCCUCCUCAGGCGUUUUCAGAGCUGAUGGGGGAACCAGGACGUCCCAUAUGGCCUCUGUGGGAGCUGCUGAAAUGGAUGGUGGGAAAAUCCGAGCAUACCAUGGCUGCUAUCGGCCUGGCCCUGAUUGAGAUGACGCACUCCAAACCGUCGCCCUUCAUCCUCCAGCAGAAGGAGAAGCUGCAGAACAAGGUGGACGAGCUGCUGGGCGCUGACGGGGUCUUCCUGUACCCCACGCACCCCAGGGUGGCCCCCAAACACCACCACCCUCUCUUCAGACCCUUCGACUUCACCUACACAGCUAUAAUCAACAUCCUGGGUCUGCCGGUCACUCAGUGCCCCCUGGGUCUGAACGAGGAGGGUCUUCCCCUGGGGCUGCAGGUGGUCGCUGGAAAGCUGCAGGACCACCUGACCCUCGAGGUGGCUCUCUUCCUGGAGAAAACGUUCGGAGGCUGGAGGGACCCUGGGGCCAAAUAAAACCACACACACACACAACCAAAUCUCCAGACUGAAGAUUGUGGGACUUAUCUGCCUUGCUGCUUGCUGUAGUUCACAAAGGGGUACAAUCAGAUCACUGGAUGUUGAAGUGACGAGAUUUUUUGCACUACUGAGUUGUACCAAUAAAUGUCAGUCAUACUUUUAUAAUUUACUCAGUUCAAAUCAUGAGCACAAGCUUUAAAAAAGAUAGAUUUUCACGUGUGUGAGUGUUCAUAUCAACACACAAAACAAGGCUCUUUGCUGUUGGUGAAUGGGUCUCCAAUAUGUUUAACAACAAUGCAGUGUAGAUACCUACCUCUUAUAGAACAUGGACAGUUCAUUUUUCCAAGUUUUGUUUUUUGUCUGCAGUUACACAUACAAAGCGAACAUUCAAGGCUUAAUUCUACAUUUUGGAUCAAUAGAAAACAACCUUUCUUAGGAGGUGAGAUUAUGACCAGGAAUACUUCAAUUGCAAAAAAACAGCAUUGUCACCGUUAUAAUUGUCUAUGCAUUAGAGUUGUCAUGACGUUUUCCAUCAUAGUCAUGGAAAAGUGAUAAUAGACUAUUUGACCACAGCCAUGCUCUCACACCUGUGUAGAUGUAGAGAUAAAUAAGACCGAUUAGGAAUGAUAAAACCACUCUAAGUAUGGUGAAAUUGUUUGAAUACACUGACAAAAUCUUAGUUGUGUGGUAAUGUGAAUGUCACAGAAUAAUAAUUGUGCCUGGUUUAUGCUGCACCUCAUUUGUUUCUUUUAAUAAAAAACGGAAUAUUUGUUCUUAUUUAUAACUUCAGCAAAAA